This is a messenger RNA of Cryptomeria japonica (Japanese cedar), 363 nucleotides long. Its product is annotated as UDP-glycosyltransferase 85A7-like. The transcript has a single exon. Lineage: Eukaryota; Viridiplantae; Streptophyta; Pinopsida; Cupressales; Cupressaceae. Bases 1 to 363 code for a protein of 120 amino acids. The record is from RefSeq and is a predicted model, not a curated record.
AUGGUGCCUUUCCCUGUGCAAGGCAGUAUCAAUCCUCUUAUGAAUUUGGCUCACCUCCUCUCUUCAAGAGGAGUUUUCAUCACUUUCGUAAACACAGAGUGGAGCCACAACCGCAUGUCAAGAGCAGCUGCAACUGCCACCUCCACAUUUAAGUUUCUCAUCAUUCCAGAUGGGUUGCCACCUCAUCAUAACCGUCUCUCCUAUCUUCCCGAGUAUGCGAUGGCAUUGGAAAAUCUUGGCCCCAUCUUGGAGCAUCAUUUGUUGUGCAGCUUAUCGGACGGAGCUCCUCCAAUCACUUACAUUAUAAUGAAAAAUUUCAUGUCUUGCACUCACCAUGUAACCAACAAGCUGGAAGUGCCUUGA